AGCAGAUCUCCAUUCGCAUCACCGGGAUAGACUGUCACGCGCGAGACGGGCAAAUAUACUCUUGGAAACAUGAGUGCGACUCUCCCAUACCGCGACAUCAACGUCCACGCGUCAGCAACAUAUUAUGCCUUCUCCUCGCCAUCAUCCCCAAACGCCCCAACAUUAGUCGUUGAUCGACCAUCUGGAGACUUGCGACUCAACGAUGGCAAAAUCACUGGUGGUCAUCGGGUCUCGAGCAUCUCGGGUAUUUUGGGCAUCAUCAAGUUACGACUGGACAGCUAUGUGAUUGUCAUUACCAAGUCGGAGCCCGUCGGACGUCUCAAAGGCCAUCAGAUAUACAAAGUCGUCACUACCGAAUUCCUGCCUCUCCGAGAGCGCCAGGUCCGGGACCCAGAUGAGGACACCUACUUGACCUACCUCAAAACAUUGCUCAAGAAUGGACCCAUGUACUUCUCGUACUCGUUCGAUCUAACCAACAGCUUUCAACGACAAGCUCACAGCGAUGGCAACGAACCUUUGUGGGAGCGUGCUGACGACCGUUUUUUCUGGAAUCGACACAUCUCUUCAUCACUGAUCGACUUCCGGUUAGGAAAGUCAGCUGGCAGAUUGUCCUCCGGUCCUCAGAAAGGCGUCGAUCCGUACAUUCUACCAGUGAUGUACGGGAUGAUGAGCAUUACUAACACUUCCAUCAAGGGCAAUGGCCUCACCUUUUGUUUGAUCACCCGACGAUCGCGGCAUCGGACUGGCACAAGAUAUCUCUCCCGCGGUAUCGAUGAGCAAGGCCAUGUCAGCAACUUCAACGAGACGGAGCAAUCUGUGAUUUUGAAUGACAACGCUUCUGGAGGAAUGACGAGCUAUGCCGGCGACCAAGGUUACUCAAAAGGCACAGCCGGCAGCGGUCGUGAGACUCAAGUCCUGUCAUACGUGCAGACUCGCGGAAGUGUGCCAGUCUUUUGGGCAGAAAUCAACACUCUCCACUACACGCCAAAGCUUCAAAUCCGUGGCGUAGAAACCGCGGCAAAUGCCGCGAAAAAGCACUUUGACGAACAAAUCUCCAUCUACGGCGAGAACUACAUGGUCAACCUCGUCAACCAGAAAGGCCGCGAAAUGCGAGUCAAAGACGCCUACGAACAAGUCGUCAAGAUUCUCCAAUCCUCGCCACAAGAAAUGUCCGAGGCGGACCAACGCACGCGGGAAAAAUUCAAUGUCAUCGAGCCAGGCGACAAACGCAGUUGGUACGAUCAUCUCCACUACGUCUACUUCGACUUCCACAACGAAACCAAAGGCCUGAAAUGGCACCGCGCCCAACUUCUCCUCGACCAACUCCAAGAAGGCCUCACCGCAGGCUCCUACUUCCACGGCAUCGAUAUGCCCUCUGGCGGCGUUGACGUCCGAAGGAAACAGACCGCCGUCGUCCGCACCAAUUGCAUGGACUGCCUCGAUCGCACCAACGUCGUGCAGUCAAUGCUCGGACGAUGGACCCUCACACGCAUGCUCAUCGAUCUCGGCGUUCUCCGCCCCGGCGAAACCGCCCAAGACGACCAGACCUUUGAACACCUCUUCCGCAACGUCUGGGCUGACAACGCCGAUGUCGUGUCGAAGACAUAUUCCGGCACCGGUGCGCUCAAGACCGACUUCACUCGCACGGGUAAUCGCACCCGCGCGGGUAUGCUCCAAGAUCUGAGCAACAGCUGUACGCGGUACGUCCGCAACAACUUCGCCGACGGACCGCGACAAGACGCUUUCGAUCUCUUCUUGGGAUCCUACUCGCCCGCCGACCAAGCGGGUAUUGGCUCCGCGGCACAGUUCGCCGAUCGCAGACCGCUGAUCGUGCAGGCUGUUCCCUACGUGCUGGGCUUCUGUGUGUUCUUCGUGCUGAUCAGCGUCUCGACGAAUCAAUUGCCGGACUCGACGAUUUGGCCGUUGAGGGUGGUGACGUUGUUUAGUUUGGCGGUGGCGGGAUAUGCGGGGCGGUUCAUGUGGAGUUAUGGCGCGCUUUAUGUCAAUUGGCCGAAACUCAAUACGCCGCAGUGGGCUGUUGAGGCGUACCAGGAUACACUGGACAGAGUUGGCAAGGAUCCAUUGCUCGGACAAUUUGUGGGAGUGAAGAGUGAGGGUCGCUUGGGUAGUCUCGAGGAGGGCAAGAAGAGGAGGGAGUAGAGC
Messenger RNA from Zymoseptoria tritici IPO323, 2163 nucleotides. RefSeq lists its product as uncharacterized. Gene Ontology annotation, cellular component: endoplasmic reticulum. Lineage: Eukaryota; Fungi; Ascomycota; Dothideomycetes; Mycosphaerellales; Mycosphaerellaceae. The record is from RefSeq and is a predicted model, not a curated record. Bases 70 to 2160 code for a protein of 696 amino acids. The transcript is spliced from 3 exons. Gene Ontology annotation, molecular function: phosphatidylinositol-4-phosphate phosphatase activity. Gene Ontology annotation, biological process: phosphatidylinositol dephosphorylation.